AUGCGAACCAUGAGUGUUUCUAACUCCGCAGACCCUCGCUCUCUACAGAGUAUAGACCCCGUGCCCAUCAAAGCCGCUAAAGCAGAGAUCACCGCGUCUCAUCGGGAGACGAUGGACAGGCCCAGCAACAGUGAUCAGGCUGAGUCUGGCCAGGAGGCAGCCAACGCCAGAACGGCCGUUUAUCAUGAGUUGGCAAUCAUUGAAAUAACCUUGCCCCUGGCCCCACUGCAGUUCAGCAUUGAACCAAAGGAUUGGGCCAAAUUGACAGCCAAAAGGCACAGUACAGGGUUCCAAGGUUUGGAGUGGACCAUUGUCAUUUCCAAAGGAAUCCGUACUGUGUUCCCCUAUUGUUCCUUUGGAUUCAAAAGACACCACUUAAAAAAACCAAACUCCUCACGGAAGAGGCCCCUUUUCAGCUGCCUCGCCUACUGCAGAUUUGAGGACUGCAAGGUUGAGGCAAAGGUGACUUUGGAAUCCCUGAACACAUUAUCUGCGAAGUUGGUCCUGGAUAAUAGACCAGCACGACAUUAUGCCGGUGACCGUAAAAGUCGACCUGUGCGGGCCAGUGACCGGACCACGCUGGGGGAGCGUCUGCAGACUGAGAAACCCAGAGCCAUGCAUGUGAGAGAUGUAGGGGCACUCUCAGAAGCCGUUUUUGUCUCUGGCUGCAGGGACCUGGCUCCACCUGUCAGUGUCCUGAAGAAUGUUUCCUAUGAUGUGAGGAAGAGUAGGAGACUCCAUCAUAAUGAAAUACAGAGUCUGGAGCGGAUGCUCAAGCUGCCAACAAAUGACACCAGUGUGCUCAAAAACGUGCUUCUGAGGCCAAAAGGAGUAAUGCUCUGGUCUCUCCGUGGCAUCCAAAUAUACCAGGAAAGGUGCAAGGAGGACAUAGUGUAUUUGGAUGCCACUGGGAGCUUAUUGAGGAGCCAAAAGAGUAACCCACCCUUCUAUAUCUAUGAGUUAGUAGUUCGUCAUCCGAAGAAGGGUGGGUCACCUCUCCCUGUGGCCACUUACAUCACAUGUGACCAUACCACUGCAUCAGUGACAUAUUUCCUGAUGUCAUUCGUCACUGAUGUGAAGAGGAGCCAUGGUCACAGGGUGGUGCCCUUAAUGGUCAUGUGUGACGGCUCACAGGUUUUGAUGCAGUCCAUCUCCUUCGCCUUUGCCAACAGGGGGCUCACAGACAUAUUGGCAGUGUAUUUCCGAAUUGCUACAGGGAAAGCUGUCAAAACAGACUGGCAGGUGCCAGUCCUCCACAGGUGCCUGUCGCACAUCAUGAAAAAUGCAAAGGAGAUGUGCAAAAAACAUGCCCCACAGUGUUAUGCCUUGGCAAUGCACAUAUUUGGCCACAGCUAG
Knipowitschia caucasica is the source of this 1356-nucleotide messenger RNA. NCBI's taxonomy places the organism in Eukaryota, Metazoa, Chordata, Actinopteri, Gobiiformes, Gobiidae. The record is from the annotation of a GenBank genome assembly.